Psilocybe cubensis is the source of this 540-nucleotide messenger RNA. RefSeq lists its product as uncharacterized. Lineage: Eukaryota; Fungi; Basidiomycota; Agaricomycetes; Agaricales; Agrocybaceae. Gene Ontology annotation, cellular component: mitochondrion. The transcript has 2 exons. The record is from RefSeq and is a predicted model, not a curated record. Bases 1 to 540 code for a protein of 179 amino acids.
AUGUCCUCAGAGACCAAAGCUCGGUUCGCGGCAUAUAAGAAGAGCCUGGCUUCUAUGUCUGCGCGUACUGGAACUCCUCUUCCAUCGUUGCUCCUUUCCUUCGGCAUUCUUCAUGAACUGACUGCAAUUGUGCCUCUAGUGGGCUUCUUCUACGGAGCAAGGACGCUGGGAUUUGGCGAACGCGUCAUUGCUGGAGUUACAUCAUCCCAGAGCGAUUCUUCUCAGCUGAGCUGGGCUAAGCAGAAAAUGAAUAUCUGGGUGGAAGAGGGCGAUCGCUGGGCUGCUCGGAUUGGAAGACGAUACGGUGUCUUUGGCUACGAUAAACACGCACCAGGGGUGGUUGAUGAUAUCGAAGAAAUGAGACACAGCUCUGGACAUAUUGCGGGAGAUGUAGCGAACGCUGUGUUUGCUUAUGGUGCGACGAAGGCACUGCUUCCUCUACGAAUAGGAAUAUCCGUGUAUUUCUCUCCGAUGUUCUCCAGAAACAUUGUUGAGCCAAUUAGAAAGACCGUUAUCAGGACUUUCCGUCGAAACCUUUGA